This is a messenger RNA of Centruroides sculpturatus (bark scorpion), 1948 nucleotides long. Its product is annotated as protein phosphatase methylesterase 1-like. The transcript has 16 exons. Bases 149 to 1366 code for a protein of 405 amino acids. NCBI's taxonomy places the organism in Eukaryota, Metazoa, Arthropoda, Arachnida, Scorpiones, Buthidae. The record is from RefSeq and is a predicted model, not a curated record. Gene Ontology annotation, biological process: protein demethylation. Gene Ontology annotation, molecular function: protein methylesterase activity.
AUAGAGACUAGAGCUCCAUCUGUCGCUAAUUUGUUCAAUCAUUCCGAGCAUUUCCGAACAUACCCGAGUAGUUUACGUCAUCCCGAAGUGUACUCUAUUCGGAAUAUACCACGAUAUCUGAAUAUCUGAACGGAAGACAGUCUACGAUAUGUCUUCUCUGCAUAAACAAAUUACUAGAGGACGAUUACCACCAAUACCUCCAAUUUCGUUAAACGGAAAUCCCAGAGCAGGAAGAAGAGGUAUGAAGAGAGAUUAUUCUCCUCUUUCAUGGAAAAAAUAUUUCACUUCUAUGAAAGAAGUUAAAGUUACUGAAAGUAAUAUUUUCAGGGUAUAUUGUAAUGGAGAAUCUGGUCCACUUUUAUUACUGUUGCAUGGAGGUGGUUAUAGUGGAUUAACUUGGUCAUUGUUUACUUCAAACAUUUCUCAUCUGGUGGAAUGUCAAAUUGCAGCUAUUGAUCUACGAGGACAUGGUGAAACAAAAACAACAAAUGAUAGUGAUCUUUCUGCUGAAACAUUAUCACGUGAUGUUGGAAAUGUCAUUCAAAAUAUGUAUGGAUCUGAAAACCUUCCACCGGUAAUUUUAAUUGGACACAGUAUGGGAGGUGCAGUUGCUGUUCAUGUUGUUCACCAAGACUUAAUACCUACUUGCAUUGGUUUAGUUGUGAUUGAUGUUGUAGAAGGUACUGCAAUGGAAGCACUUCAGAGUAUGCAAAGUUUUCUCAGAAGCAGACCGUCUAGUUUUCCAACCAUGGAAAAUGCUGUAGAAUGGUGUGUCAGAAGUGGGCAAGUAAGAAAUAUAGAAUCAGCAAGAGUUUCAAUGCCAGGACAGUUAAAAUGUUGUGAUUCUAAUUUACCUGCAACAGCCCAAGUGAAUAAAGAUUCUGAAUUAGAAAAUGCUACUAAUUCAAAUCAGAGUAAUGUUACUGAAUCUUCUAUUUUAAUGUCAAAUGCAAUUCUUGAAGAAGAUGAAGAAUUAACUGAAAAUAAAACAAAUAAUGAUAAAAUAGCCACUCCUCCUGACUUUAAAAUUCCAAAAUCUCCUGUCAGAAAUAAUCAAUUUACUUGGAGAAUAGAUUUGUCUAAAACAGAGAAAUAUUGGGGAGGUUGGUUUGAAGGUUUAUCACAAAUGUUUUUAUCAAGUUCUGUUCCUAAGCUGCUAUUGCUUGCAGGUGUGGAUAGGUUAGACAAAGUCCUAACAAUUGGACAAAUGCAAGGAAAAUUCCAAAUGCAAGUAUUGUCUCAAUGUGGUCAUGCUAUUCAUGAAGAUGAGCCUGACAAAGUUGCGGAAGCCAUAGCGACUUUUGUGGUACGUCAUAAAUUUGCUACCCCCACUUCAAAUUUCCAGAGAACUUUUCCUGCUUGUUAAUAUUUAUAUGGAGAAACAGUUUAUAAUUUCCAUAUCAAAAAAAAAAUAAAAAAUAUUAUUUAAAUAUAUUUACAAAUGUAAUAUAAAAAUAACAAAUUGAUUGUGAUAAUUAUUAUGUGAGGAGUAUAUAAUUUGAGAAUUGUAUACAAAAACAUGUGUUUAGAAAUUGUUUAAAUGUUUUAAUGAAACACUUAUAUAAAUCACGUAUAUUAUUAUUAUCAUUAAUGUAUUGUCUAAUAUUUGUUUGCUUAUUAAUAAUUUUCUUCAUUAACAUUACUUAAACUAACUGAUAUACUUAAGAAGGAAUUUGUUUUUGUCAUAAAAUGACUGACACUGCCAAAACUAGUAACAAAAACAAAUGUUUUCAAACCUGUUUUUAUUCGUGUAUAGUAUAUGAAAGAAGGAAAAAGUUAAGUUGUAAAUCUCCAAUUUCUUAAUCUGUAAAAAUUUUAUGACUCAUUUCUCCAAAAUAUUGUAUCGAGAAAUAUGACUCGGAAUCCAGGAAAUGUAUAUAAAAAUAAAACAUAACUUUGAUUCUAAAUAUUAAUAAAUAUCUAGAUUAUGAGAAAAAUUUAAAUUUUU